AUGCAAGAGGUGACACUGAGCCUGUUCAUCCUCCUGGCAGGCCUGCCUGCCUUGGACGCCAACGACCCAGAAGAUAAAAACAGUCCUUUCUACUAUGACUGGCGCAGACUCCGGAUUGGCGGGCUCGUCUGCGCCGCAGUUCUGUGCAUCAUCGGCAUCAUCGUCCUCAUGAGUGGGAAAUGCAAAUGCAAGUUCAGCCAGAAACCCAGGUAA
Messenger RNA from Odobenus rosmarus divergens (Pacific walrus), 213 nucleotides. RefSeq names its product FXYD domain containing ion transport regulator 3 (gene FXYD3). Gene Ontology annotation, cellular component: membrane. Lineage: Eukaryota; Metazoa; Chordata; Mammalia; Carnivora; Odobenidae. The transcript has 5 exons. The coding region runs from base 1 to 213 and encodes 70 amino acids. The record is from RefSeq and is a predicted model, not a curated record. Gene Ontology annotation, molecular function: sodium channel regulator activity. Gene Ontology annotation, biological process: regulation of sodium ion transmembrane transporter activity.